Messenger RNA from Camellia sinensis, 453 nucleotides. The record is from RefSeq and is a predicted model, not a curated record. Lineage: Eukaryota; Viridiplantae; Streptophyta; Magnoliopsida; Ericales; Theaceae.
AUGCUUGUAAAUGACUCUGAUUUCUCUGAAUCUGAUAAUGAUUUGGAGAUGCUCAAAGCUGUUACUAUGGAUGAAGAACUACUAGAUAGUGAAAUGGGAUCAAGCUCACGUCAUGGUUCUGUUCGAGGUCAUAAAGUUAUUCAUCGUGACCAUAUUCAAGAUCAUGAAAGGCUUUUUCUCAACUAUUUUGCUGAAUCGCUUAUAUAUCCUCCUGAGCUAUUUCGAAGGAGGAUGCUUGCUUAUGGAGUAGCCGCUGAUUUUAUGGACGAAUAUGUGAGGAUUGGAGAACGCACUGCAAUAGAAAGCUUAAAAUAUUUUGUUAAAGCAGUUGUUGAUAUUUUUUCUAAUGAGUACUUGAGGUCACCAAACAACAAUGACAUCACUAAACUGCUAGCGGUUGGUGAAAGUCAUGGAUUUCUUGGGAUGUUGAGGAGCAUUGAUUAUAUGUAUUAG